UGGGGCCCUUCCUCCAGGAGCUGGAGAGUCUGGACAGAGAAAUGGAGGAUUUUGGGGGGGAGGUGAUCAACAAGGAGAAAUUAACAAAGGAAACUAAAAUCCUCCAGGAGAUUGUUCUGCUCCAGGAGGCCGCAGAGAACUACCGCCUGCAGCCCCACGACCAGUUUCUCACCUGGUUCCAGGACCUGGAGCUGAUCUCCAUGGAGGAAAGCUUCGUCCUGUCCUUCCAGCGGGAGCCCCCGUUUGAGGCAUUCUUCUACCACCUCCGCCAGGAAGGAGCUUCACUGGAAGCCACUGUCCACCCUUACUUUAACAUAUCCUUCAGUUGUGCUUGUGUUUAAACAAUCUCAACUAUAUUGUAUUUGUUAAUAACAUUGAGUUAGUUUAGUAUUAAAACAAUUGACCGAAAGAAUGUGUCAUAGUGCAAUUUCCUAGUGAUA
Messenger RNA from Sorex araneus (European shrew), 440 nucleotides. RefSeq names its product ral-GDS-related protein-like. Lineage: Eukaryota; Metazoa; Chordata; Mammalia; Eulipotyphla; Soricidae. The coding region runs from base 42 to 341 and encodes 99 amino acids. The record is from RefSeq and is a predicted model, not a curated record. Gene Ontology annotation, molecular function: guanyl-nucleotide exchange factor activity. Gene Ontology annotation, biological process: small GTPase-mediated signal transduction. The transcript has 4 exons.